UCCAGGAUGUAGAGGCGACGGCGGAGCAGGGCAGAAAGGUCCCCGGAUCCCGAGCCCGCCGUGCGCGGCACUAAGCUGUGGCUAGCCCGGAGUGGCAGGACCGUGCGGCCGCGGGAGUGCGGAGGCGGGGCGGCGAUGCCCAGGCCAGGGAAGAGUUCGUACAGCGACCAGAAGCCGCCCUACUCUUACAUCUCCCUGACGGCCAUGGCUAUCCAGCACUCGGCCGAGAAGAUGCUGCCCCUGAGCGACAUCUACAAGUUCAUAAUGGAAAGGUUCCCUUACUACCGGGAGCACACCCAGCGUUGGCAGAACUCCCUCCGCCACAACCUGUCCUUCAAUGACUGCUUCAUCAAGAUCCCGCGGCGACCCGACCAGCCGGGCAAAGGCAGCUUCUGGGCGUUGCACCCGGACUGCGGAGACAUGUUUGAGAACGGCAGCUUCCUCCGCCGCCGCAAGCGCUUCAAGGUGCUGCGCCCCGAGCAUCACCUGCCCGGCGGCGGCGGCGGCGGGGGGCGGCGGCGGUCCCGGGAAGCCCCCGGCGCCUACCCCGCACAUGGUGCACUACUUCCAUCCGCACCCUCCGCCGCCUUCUCGCCCUAUGGGAGCAGCCAGCCCUCGGGCUUCAAGCAUCCUUUCGCCAUCGAAAACAUCAUCGGCAGAGAUUACAAGGGUGUGCUGCAGGCCGGGGGGCUGCCUCUGGCCUCGGUGAUGCACCACCUGGGCUACCCGGUGCCCAGCCAGCUCAGCAGCGUGGUAAGCUCCGUGUGGCCGCACGUGGGGGUGAUGGACUCCGUGGCCGGCGUGCCCGUGUCCCCUGACUACGGACCCUUCGGCAUGCCCGUGAAGGCGCUCUGCCACCCGCCGGCACAGACCAUGCCCGCAGUCCCGGUGCCCAUCAAGCCGGCGCCGGCGUUGCCCGCUGCCUCAGCCAUCCCUGCCCUGACGGUCGCCGCCUCGCAGAUCUGCCCCGCCGCUUCCCCGGCUGCUGCAUCGCUGCUGGAACAGACAUCGAACAACAAUCCCGAGGGCAAGAGCUCCCUCCACUCCGUCCUGGUGCACUCCUAAAGAGCAGGGGCUCGGGGGGAGAACGCCCCCAGGCUCCCGGGCGAGAGGACGGGGGAAUAUAAGGCAUGAGUGCGGAAACCUGAUCGAUCUCAUGACUAUACCCCUGCUGGUGUCUGUGUUUCUAUCGUGUACUAUCAGAUUAUUUGAGAACCAGGUCGCAGGUAAGAUCUUUUAUCGUCGUUAAAUGCCAUAAGUGGCGGAUAGGCGAUGUGAAAAAUCACAGCCGGGGCCGAAGGGGUCGAAGAGGCGAGAGCUAAGUUCUCCCCGCCGGCCUGAUGCACGGGCGGCCAUGCAGCCUGCGCUCCCCGCCGACCCCCUGUCCCGGGGCAGUCACCCCGGAGGCCCCACGAAACCCGAGCUUCGAGAGAAGUGCUGCAGUCGGCGACUAAUAGGGAGAGCAGAAGAAUAAAAACCCUGAUGACGUCUGCUUCUCACUCUUCCACGACAGACAGGAAACCUCUGCUCCACCGUCCUGCACAUCUUCUUCCGAAAGAGGCGGGCAAAGUGGCUACCUUAAAUCUUGGUGAGCUCCCGGGGCAUGUAUUGCUUGCUGCUUAAAGAGUGAUCGUUAAAUAUUUCGAUUAAGUAGUGGGAAUUUAGGUGACAACGGCACUGACGGCGAAGGGUUCCUUUAACAAACGAUCGCUUGCGCUUCCCCUUCACACUUUUAUAAUCCAUCCUCUAGUACCUUAGAAGGGACUGAAGCGUGACCUGGCUUCUCAACUUGUGUAUGAGUGUCCGAACUCCCUAGUUUCUCAUUAAAAUAAAAACAGCCCGGCGAUUCGUAGAUUGUGCUUUUCACAUCACCUUUCACCGCUCACAGACACCACUAUUUUGUACCUGUUGCUUGGCAUUUCUUCUACGUGAAUGAGAACGCAAAAACCUGCGGGGGAAGGGGGGGGGGGCGGGGAGUGAAAGAGGAGGGAGAAAGUGGGGGAAGACAACAGGAAGGUGGUUAAAAAGUUAUUCGGGAAAAGCACUUUACUGAAAACAACCUUCCAAUAGACGAGAAGUCUGUGCAGAAGGAUCAGAAGUCAGAGAUCGGAAGUCAGAGAGCGACGUGCUGGACAGAUGAUUCCCGGCUGGUUUGUGAGUGAUUGCUACCGUACCCUGUCCGCUCUGCUGUACAUCAAUGCUCAUUAAAGCCAAUCCAUCCAUUUGCUUCA
Messenger RNA from Catharus ustulatus (Swainson's thrush), 2231 nucleotides. RefSeq names its product forkhead box B2 (gene FOXB2). Gene Ontology annotation, biological process: regulation of transcription by RNA polymerase II; cell differentiation; anatomical structure morphogenesis. The record is from RefSeq and is a predicted model, not a curated record. Gene Ontology annotation, molecular function: RNA polymerase II cis-regulatory region sequence-specific DNA binding; DNA-binding transcription factor activity, RNA polymerase II-specific. NCBI's taxonomy places the organism in Eukaryota, Metazoa, Chordata, Aves, Passeriformes, Turdidae.